AAAUCACAGCAUCAGCAUCUGUUGUUUAAUUAAUUCUGUGGAAACCCUAAAAAGGGGAAAGAAAACCUUUGUAAGUGCUGGCCAUGUCUGGAGAAGGUUUCUUAUGGGAAAACCAAUCGUGGGCCCUAUCGAAUUCGGAUAAUUCAGGCGGAGGUGAAGGUAAAUCCAACGAAAGGGGUGACCAGCCGCUGGAGCCAGCUGAACCAAGAGAAGAAGGUAAGAAGAGAGAUCAAGGAGGGAGAAGAGGUGGCGGUGGAAGGAAUAGGAAGAGAAGUAGAGAUGAAGGGAAAGGAGGCGGCGGCGAUACGGAUCAUGAGAUGCAUAUAUGGACGGAAAGAGAAAGAAGGAAGAAGAUGAGGACCAUGUUUGCUAACCUUCAUGCUUUGCUUCCUCGGCUUCCUCCCAAGGCUGACAAAUCCACCAUUGUUGAUGAAGCAAUAAACUACAUCAAAACCCUAGAACAAACUCUCCAAAACCUCCAGAAACAGAAGCUAGAAAGGGUCCAAGAAGCCAUUGCUUUCAACUACGACGCAUCUCCCCAACAAAAUCGAGCUUCCGAUUCAAGGGAGGCAUUCUUAGCUGAUCAUCAUGGACCUUCAACCAGUUCUUCAAAUCUGCAUCUUACUGUUCCUAGGUUCCCAGUUGCAUUUCAGACAUGGACUUCCUCCAACGUUGUUGUCAACAUCUGUGGCAAUGAAGCACAGAUAAGCAUCUGCGCUCCAAAGAAGCCUUGCCUCUUCACCAAAAUCUGCCAUGUUUUGGAGAAGCACAAGAUCGAGGUGAUAUCUGCUCAUGUGUCGUCAACUCCAGCUGGUCGGCACAUGUAUAUGAUUCAAGCCCGAGGAAGUUGCGGAGGUUCGAAUCAUUUCCCAGAGGCAUUUCGUCAAAUGGAAGAGAUGUUCAAACAAGCUGCAGGGGAGAUAAUGUAUUGGGUUGAUUCUGCUUGAUCAUACAGGAAAUUUCAGCCCUAAUUAAUUUAAGAAUCAUCCAAGUUUGUGUAUAGGUUGAGGUGGGUUCAGUUGGUUAUUCUGAUUUCUGAACAUAUCCCUUUGUUUACAUAUAUACAAUAGGUUUUGAUUUGUUCCUGUGAGCAUCAAAAAAGGUGUUCAGAUUUG
Molecule: messenger RNA, 1115 nt
Organism: Rubroshorea leprosula
Lineage: Eukaryota; Viridiplantae; Streptophyta; Magnoliopsida; Malvales; Dipterocarpaceae
Source: the annotation of a GenBank genome assembly